CAAAAUGUGUGGUUGGGCCAGCACAACUGGACACCCAGGAAGACGUGUGGCUGGGGUUAAAGGCAGUCUGCGCACAGAACCCCCUCUUGCUCAGGAACAUCAGUCUUUGGUCUGUUAAGGGCUUUGACUGAGUGGGUCAGGCCCACCCAUGUCAUGGAGGGUGAUCUGCUCUACUCAAAGUCCACCAACGUCAACAUUAACCUUAUCCAAAAAUACCUCCACAGGAAUGUCCACAAUAAUGUUUGACCGAAUAUCUGGGCACCAUGGCCCAGCCAGGCUGACACAUAAAACUAACCAUCACACAGGGAGAUGAGAGAACAAGACAAGGAGAAGAGGUGGCAAGACUGGGGGCCCCUCAGCUCGUCAAAUGGUCACAAAAUGCAGGCAAACUGCUGGGCAGCUGGGCUUUGUGCACAGUUACGCGGGGAGAUCCAGGAGCCCUAGGGACUGAGGUUGGGGAACCCCCACCCCACCCCCAAGCAGAGGAAUGCACAGAGAGCAGCUGGGGGCCUCGCACCUCACAGGGCAUGGAAUCGGGCGCUUUGAGGCAAGUUUACCAGCCUUGGGGUGGGAGAGGCUGCCAUUGACAUUUAGGUCCCUCGUUUUCAUUUUCUUUGGUUGAGCUUUCAUCUGCUUGAGCCCCCCUGCCCUGAACUGGACACCGAAGACCCGCUGCUCUCUUCCAGUCAAGGCACAUCCAGCCGACGGUCAUGCUGCCUCUCGUUCAGAUGAAGGGCAGGGGUAGGUGCUGUAGAGUGUCACAGAGUGGUCCUUCCCGCAGAACACAGGUUCCAAGCCCUGCCUCAAGAAAAAGUUUUUCAAGUCUCUGGAUAGAGACUUGCUUUGGGUAAAAGUAGACAUUGUUCCACUGCAUCUAGGAGAGAUUUCUUUUAAAAUAACAUCCACUCUUCUUGCCCCACUCACAAAUAUGUUUACUGCUCCAUCUGUAGAAUAAUCCUGAACUGUGGCCUUUGGGAGGAUGAAUUCCUGUCUCUCCUCAAAAAAGGGGACGGGGAGGGCUGUUGGCAGGUGGCCCUCCACAGUCACUGCAACUCGAGCCUCUUCUUCUAUUUAUAACCACGUCCACACCACUCCGAGGCUCAGCUGCAAACACUGGACUCAGUUGAGAAGGAAAGUGGUCAAUACAAAAAACGACAUUACAAUGUCCAACUCUGACUGCCUUCCCGACUACCCGGUCACCUCAGAUCUGGUGAAGAGAUUAAAGUCUGCCCUGGACGCCAGCGAUGAGGAAGGUGUGAGGCGCUUGAUCUGCACGGAAGUUGGGCACGUGGAUGCCGUCAUAGAACUGGCCAACGACGACUGGAUGAAAGACCCCUCAGCCCAGCUGCCCCCUGGGGUGCUAGUAGAAAAUAGAAAAAGAGUCUCAAGGAAGAGCUGGGUCCCCGGUGCUCGAGUACCAUGCAGCCUUGGUCUCGGGAGACCUGUACCGCCUAGAGCCUCUCAUGGACCGGUUCUUCCAGGAUGCCAACGUGGUGUUUGAGAUGAAGAAGGAUGAGAUGGAAUGGCAGGUGACAUCUUCAGCCACGUUUGGACUGUCAGGCCUCUGGACCCUGGAGUACAAACGCGAGCUCACCACGCCCCUGUGCAUCGCCGCGGCCCGCGGCCACACGGCCUGCGUGCGCCACCUGCUCGGCCGCGGCGCGGACCCCGACGCCAGCCCCGGCGGCCGCGGAGCGCUGCACGAGGCCUGCCUGGGGGCGCACACGGCCUGCGCCCAGCUGCUGCUGCGGCACGGCGCCCACCCCGACCUGCCCAGCGCCGAGGGCCUGGCGCCCCUGCACUGCUGCCGCACGGCCGCCUCGCUCGGGUGCGCGCAGGCGCUGCUGGAACACGGCGCCCCGGUGCACCGCGCGGGCGGCGCGGGCCGGGACACGCCGCUGCACGUGGCGGCGCAGCGCGGCCUGGACGAGCACGCGCGCCUCUACCUGGGCCGCGGGGCGCGCGUGGACGCGAGGAACGCCCGCGGCGAGACGGCCCUGAGCGCGGCGUGCGGAGCGGCGCGGCGGCCCGACGAGCACGCGCGCUCCCUGCGCCUGUGCGCGCUGCUGCUGCGGGGCGGGGCGGCGGCGGACGCGCGCGACGAGGACGAGCGCAGCCCGCUGCACAAGGCCUGCGGCCACGCGCGGCCCGACCUGGCGCUCCUCCUGCUGCGGCACGGCGCCGACCCGGGAGCGCUCGACUACGGCGGUGCCUCGCCACUGGCCCGCGUGCUGCAGGUGGCCGCCUGCGCGCCCGACCCCGCCCCGCAGCGCACCGCGCAGGCGCUCCUCAACCACGGCGCCCCCGCCAUGUGGCCCGACGCCUUCCACAAGGUGCUGAAGGCCUGCGCGCCGGCGCCCGCGGUCAUUGAGGUCCUCUCGAACUGCUACCCUCAGCUCCAAGUGGCAGAGUCCUGGAAGGCCGUGAUUCCCGAAGAAGUAUUUCAGGUAGGGGAGCUGCCCUUUCUUCCCCUUGAGUGCAGAAUUGUCAUCUGUGUCUGCUUAGCCGUGUGUGGAGUGCUGCACUCACACCCAGAAGCACCAGCCUUUCUACCAGUCCUUCUUUGCCUUGGCCUGCACCCCACGCUGUCUGCAGCAUCUUUGCCGCUCCGCCAUUCGGAAAUCAUUUGGCAAGGAGUGCUUCGACCUCAUACCCCUGUUACCCUUGCCCAAGUCCCUGCAACAUUAUCUCCUUUUGGAGCCAGAGGGGGUUUUGCACUGAAAACCAGAGUGUUUGGACUAAGGGUCUGGCUCUCACCUUCUCCCUCCCGGGGAGGCGGCAUGUGGAGGAGAGCUCCUGGACGAGGGGGUAGCAGACCAGCACCAGACCUCCCGUCCCCGCCGGCCUGGCGGACGCACCACGCACAGGUUCACCUCAGAAUGGAGUUGGUAUAAAAGCCCUCUUUGCCUCUCAGGGUUGCUUACAACAUUCAAAAUUGUGAAUAUCUUGCUUAGUAUAGCAGAAAGGACCUUGCAGAAGGUGAAUAAAUGGUAUACAUAUUUUUCCAAGGUUUGUCUCCUUCCUACAAUGACUUGGCAUCCAUUCUACCCAGCCUUCGGACCUUUGCCUCGUGUGAAACGUCCCAUUCCUUCUGGAAAGGCCCUGUCCCCAGCACAUGACCAGUGUAUCUACUGAGAGAAGACACCUGCUUCCAUGACAAGGGUGCCUUCCCAGGUGCCCAUGGCUGCCUCCCGGCACGUUGCAGCCCAGAGCCCCAUAGGUGGAUAAUGGAGGGGUGGUGUGCCAGAAGUUUUGAUUCUGUGUGAGUCUUCUUACACCCUCACCAAACCCCAAAUGAUUCAUCUCCAGUGAACGUCCAGGAAUAGACUCGGGGUAAUGAAGGUUGCCAUCACCCAGCCUGAGUAUCACCUAACAGAGCUGUUCUAAGGGUCCAGGAUUGCGUUAACCAUGUCUUCUAUAUUCUGGUACUUUGACAUUUGGGGCCCUGCUGGCCAUGGAGGGACUGCCCUCCCCAGAUUAGUCAGCUCCUAGAGGGAGUAACAACCUGCCCCUACCCAUGCUUUUCUGAUGUAAACCAGAAAAGCAGCCAGUCCAGCGGUCACACCCCAACCACCUCCUUCAUUAAGCUCCCACUCUGGGCCACUCUCCACCUGUCCUGAUCACCCCCGGGCCAGGUGCCAGACAGGCCCAGACAGCCAUUAUAUCCCAGAGCCUGCUGCAGUUAUUCAAACUAGCGAGUCCUAAACCUGUCUGUCCUGCCUCUAUCCUGUCUGUCCAUCCCUUCCACGGAAACCACAAUGAAGACUCUUACGCACCUCCCCUCCCUCUACCUCCUGACCACCCCUGGUGCUUCCCCACAUGGCCCCAUGGCAUGGCGUGCCCCUUCUCUUCAAAAUGGUGAGUGAUAAACUGUGUUUUCAGUGGCAAUCAUCUCCUGAUCAGUUGGCCGUACUAGACCUCAGAUUUUCUAAAACUCCAUAUUUUUAAAACAAAGAUUCUUUAUGGUUAUCCUCUGAGCACACCAAUGGCUCUGUUUUUCCCACUUGAGCCACUGCAUGGUGCUGCAGGGAUGAGCCUUUAAAGAGUGAGGCACACCUUCCCAUUGCUGCAGUACGGAAGAGGGGUUCACGUCCCAGAAAACAACUAGAGUGCAAGGUAGGACGUUGUGUGCACCAGUGAGGAACCCCACUGUGGAGGUGAAACUGGGCCAGGCAGGGCCCACCCCGUGAGAGGGGCAUCAUGAAAGGGCAGCCAGGCUGAUCAGAUUCCCACACCGGGGUUCUGCCAGAGGAGUGAUAGGACAGCACCCCAGCACCUGCAGAUGACCCUGCCACAUCCCACCCUUUCCUAGACAACUCACCUGACCUAGAAAAAGGCUAUAAAAACAUGGCCUCGAGAACCCCGCACCCACAGCCCAGGCAGAUGGCUCUCCCCAGUCCCUUCCUCAGGAGACAUCCGGAAGUCCUCACUGUAUCAGAAGGGAAACUUGAAUGGAGGCAGCAGUGCAGGAAAGUUCAGGGCACCUGGGAGAAAUGGAGAUUUGUCCUCCUGGAGGGGACAGUCCAGUUACUUUGGCAAGAGGAAGGAGGCAGGGGUGGAGGGAUGGGGGGCAUAUCAGGAGGGCCUUGGCUUCUGGACCAAAAAUUCUGAACCUCACUGGACAGGCUGUGAAGGUCCUCAGGGCAGCUGAGCUGCUAUAGUCACAGUGGGGCUCCAGGGAGAUUGCUUUGUCCUGGAAAGGGACGCAGGGCACUGCAGGACAAGUGGGAGCCUCUGGGAGCACCCUAGAGACAGGGCUUCAGAGCCUGGCUGUCCCACUGAGCAAGAACUUAACCAAAAUUUGCUCUGUGGGAAUAUGAAUGUAUCUGCACCUGUCACAGGGUUGGGAGUCAGCGAAUUAAUGGACGUAAGGUAAGGCGUUUGCAAUGCUAAAGGGACCUUGAAAUGCAGAUUCUGACCUUGGAGGUCUGCGGGGAGGCCCCGUUCCUGUGGGUCUGUGAACUUGAAUGUUUCUAACAGGCUUGUAUUUUGUCCCACCAAGAACAGAGACUGCAGAGCCCCAGGCCCAGAGAAUAAGUGAUUCCUUCUAUUAUGAUUGUUUUAUUAUUAUUAGAAGAAGAUAGCCUAACAUUGGGAUAAAGUCUGUAGAAAGUAGAAAAGCAAAGUCACGUCACAUAUCAGAACAAGUAAGAGGGGCGAGAACGGCAAGAAGCACAGCCACUGGGGGCCCCCUGUCCUCACUGCACUUUGCAAAUUAGAAUCUGAGUGAAGAUGCUGGCUUUACAGACGGCGUCCUACAGCCACCUCUCUCCCUCCCAACCCCACUUAGAAAACAGUUUUGUUGUGUUUCUGAAAUGUAUUUAAUUUUAAGUAUGUUUUGAGGUACUGAAACAAAGCAGAACUCUUAAAACAUAUUGAGUUUCUAUUUCUAAAAUUCUGAUGAAUGUUGACCAAUUCUAGGUUUCCCAACACAUGUUUUUCCCCAAAUUACAGGUUAAAAAAGACAACAGGAUUCUCACAUUGAGCUCCAGACAUCUCCCCAUUGUUACCUGAAAUGCCACCAUUGUGGAGGAAUUCUUUCUUUUGCAUUACUUUCACCCCCAGAAAUCUUCGGUUAAAAUUCGGAUCUGCUAAAAAUCAGAUUCUGUUAAAAGUCAGCUCCCAGGAAGCGCUGAUCCCUUAAAGUUCCUUAGGGUUACACCAUUCCUCGUCAGGUCCAUCAUUGUUUCUCUUUUAUCCAAUCCUGACUGAGCCUGCUGGGGGCAGGGCCAGUGCUUCGGGCUGAGGACUGGUCACCAGCAAGGUAGGGUGCCCGGAAGCUCACAGCCAGAAAGCCACCUUGUCAGCAAGGCUGCUGGACAGGUCUGGGCACCCUGGGGGAAGAGGGGAGAGGAGGGGCUCCAUUCUCAGCAACCCUCUGUCUGGUUUCGCAUCUGUGUCAAAUGAGGGCUGCCGACUCCCGGGGCAGACAGCAGUCUGGGCACUUUAUGGCCUCCUUGUCCAUCACUCUCACCACUGUGCCUUACACACAGUCACGUGACAUCCAUGACAAGCACCCCGCCCCACCCCACCAGCCAAUACCGACACCACCAGUCCCUCACUCUGGGUCAGUACAUGGUAAAGAACUGAACCCCCUAAGAUGAAAGGAGUCUUUACCCUGCCCCCAUGACAUCGCAGCUGCACAAGAAUAAGUAACAGAUAAACUGGCACUAGAAAUUAGUUGUGAGUUACCUGGGCUCUAGUGGCUGUCCAGUGGUGCUGAAUAAUGUUGCUGACUUAUGGUCAUGUCUGUGAGCAGCAAAACUGCUUGGUGGUGGUGUCUGGGCUCUCCUAACCAUCAAAUGAGAUGGAGGUCAUUCAUAGCUUUUCAGAAUGUGAUUACAGAUAGCAAUUUGCUUUAUUAACCAAAAAGUAGUAUCAGAAAAUUUGUUGUUUUGAUGACUGUGUCUAGCUAUGCUCUAUGCUACAUGUAUCAGAAAGUUCUGAAAUUAAGGGGACUUGCAUAAUUCCACAUAGAUAAGAAUGAGAAGGAGGAGGAGGAGAAGAGAGGAGAGGUGAGUGGGGAAGGGAAGGAAGGGGGGGAGAGGCAGAGAAGUAAGUUAGCUGAGAUAAAUAUCCAAGAAGACAUUCUGCUUUGAAGCUAGAAGUUUCCUGGUUGACUUCUUUUCCAGUGAAUAAAAUAUAUUCUGGUUAUUUCUUUUAUCAAAUGGUCUAAAGAAAUGUUUUCCAUUCUUGUAUGGUUGAUAUUAGACCAUCAUUACUUUUCUCUUUGAAUGAUUGCAUAAACUCAAUUCUAUAAAACUAAAUUGUUUUCUUUAAUUUCAAUUUCAAUUUUUAAUGAUGCAUUCACAUAGUUGAAAAUUCAGAAGGCCUCAAAAGAGUAAAAUGCUGUUUCUACUAAAAAAAAAAAAGGAAUAUUUUCUCUCCAAUUUUUCUUGACUAUCUUUGACUAUACCGCUUGUCACCUAACCAAAAGAAUUUUUCAAAAAUAUACAAGGGAGGUUUUCCACCCACAACGGGCCUGAGGUGGUUCUCCUCCCUCCACCCUGACUGUACCCUGGGCAUGAUGCAAUGUCCAUAGCACAGCAGGAUGGCCAGACAGGACCCACAGUCCUCGGGCGCUCAGUACGUGGACAUGGGACCAUGUGACUUUAUUGUGUUUAAAAUUCUGAACAGAGCAUUGAGCCUCUCUUUUUAGCAUAUUUGUGUACAUUUAACUUUUAAGUUGCACGAUAGCCAUUAAUUCAGCAUGUUUUGAAGAAAAUCAAAACCACAGACUCUUGAAGAAGCAGUUUGCUAAUCCCAGUAACUGUAGAUAAUCAUUACAUUUCCAAUCUCCAGAAUAACCCUUUAAACACACGUUGACGGGGCAGGCUGUUGAACUUUUUCGAAGAACACUUAACCCUCUACAAAAAUUGUGUAAAAUACGGGCUUGGAGAAUGAGCUGGUCUGCUCCAGUGACCGGUCCUGAUAUGGGGCGUCUAUAAUGGAGCUUAAUCACUGCAACUGUGGUUGAUAUUAGCUUUCCAAGUGCUUUUCAUGUCUUAAGGGCUGCCCAAGGACCAAGUGAUAAAGCAGGAAUAUUGCAUUGUUCAUUCCAUUAUUUCAGGAAUAAAUUAUUCUUUAGUCAAAUUUUCUAUGUGCACUCGAGAUAUUCAGAAGCCCUAAAGAUUCAACUAUUAUCAAUACUGUUUCUUAUUUUUGGACUUUAGUAUACUUUUCAAACUCCCAGGUGUGUCUUGAAAUUGUCAAAAUCUUUCUAUUUUAAAAUAAAAAUGAAGGUUAUUAAAUUGCUAAAAUAAGCCUGAGGUUAAAUUUCUAGAGCCUAGUGGAGGAUUGAAGUAUUGAAAAUCAUUUUCAUAGAGUCCUGCAGGUGGCGCCAUAAGCAAGCGGUCUUACCCUCGUCUGCUGAGCCGUGCUCCCCACAAAGAGAAAACAAGAUUUUAGCUCACAUGAUAAAGUACAGAAGAACUAUAGAAUAGUGAUGCAUCGUAUAGAAUUGUGCUGCUAUAAUUAAAAAAUCAGUAAUUAAAAUAUUGAUUAUGGAAUUGUCUACUGCCUUUGUAUUAAAUAUGUGUGCUUUAUAGGAAAUGGGUUUAUAAAUAAAUAUAAUUUUAAGUUGACUCUUUUAUGAUGCCGUAAUGACAGCCCGAUCCUCAUUUGUGUGUUAAGCGUGUUCUUUAACAAAAUUAUACAUUCACCAUUGCAAUGUAACUAGCCGAGUUUCCAGCCUUCAUCUAAUCUUCCAGAAUGGUAUUUCUGCAGUCCUAACAUUCUGCUUAAUCACUCCAAUAAAAAGAGUAGAUUUCUUUGUAAUGCAAUUUGUAAGCAAUAAACAUGAUUGAGA
Manis pentadactyla (Chinese pangolin) is the source of this 8308-nucleotide messenger RNA. It is a transcript of the gene ASB18, whose product is annotated as ankyrin repeat and SOCS box containing 18. The record is from RefSeq and is a predicted model, not a curated record. Gene Ontology annotation, cellular component: synapse; membrane; cytoplasm. The transcript is spliced from 6 exons. The coding region runs from base 1464 to 2894 and encodes 476 amino acids. Gene Ontology annotation, biological process: intracellular signal transduction; neuronal action potential; negative regulation of delayed rectifier potassium channel activity. Lineage: Eukaryota; Metazoa; Chordata; Mammalia; Pholidota; Manidae. Gene Ontology annotation, molecular function: transmembrane transporter binding.